Molecule: messenger RNA, 9386 nt
Organism: Micropterus dolomieu (smallmouth bass)
Lineage: Eukaryota; Metazoa; Chordata; Actinopteri; Centrarchiformes; Centrarchidae
Product: immunoglobulin-like and fibronectin type III domain-containing protein 1
Exons: 25
Coding region: 4207-8676 (1489 amino acids)
Molecular function (GO): protein binding
Source: RefSeq, a predicted model, not a curated record
AGCAGGGCUCCAGAGGAAACCAAGAUGUGGAAGAGGUCAAAGGUGACCGAUCAAACUGCCACUGGGCAGGCGGGUAAGUGCUGGGUGAUGGAUGCCCUCUCCGGUUAGGUCAGUCAAGGGGUUGGUAUCACAGCUGUCUCCACCUAUAUUUCCUCUUAUCUGAGAAAGGAUGAUGAACAGGAUCUACUUGAUUUACACAACUAUUCUUUACACAACAUAAAGAUUCAUGUGACAUUGAAUUCAAGGCAGAAAAUCCCCACGCAAGACAAGAAAACACAUGGGAAGCUUACCACGUGAAAGAUUACCUAAGGUUGGAGUCUCCAAAAAAGAUGUGCAGUACCCAAGAUAUCUGAAUAAGCCUGUAUUGUGUUGAUGGGUGACCAUUUCCGCUGAGAGAAAAUGAAGAUAAGCACAAGAACAACUUCUUUUGUCAAGAGGAAACUGUGCAAAUAAUAUUCAUGGUGUUUCAAAUCCCUACACCGGUACAGUGGUUUGUCCAUGAUGUCAAGAAAGCUCAAUAGCAAAGGUGAUGUUUUUGUCAACAAGGGCGCAGAUUUUCUAUGGAAGUUUUUUUGUUUUCAGAAAAAACAAACAAGCAGCAACAAGUUUGAAUGCGGCACUGGCCAUAUCAUUCAUAAACCUCUCCCACUGAUGGAUGUGAUUAUGAACAUGUCGGUCAAAUAAAAGAGCAACGGCGUCACAGAUGCCAGGAGAUGAGAUGCAAAUAAGCUGUGCUUAGACAAAUAAUUUUCACUCAGGGUUACUCUGAGAAUAUCCGAAGAAACAAUACUAACACACAGCUGAUGGCUACAAGGAUGAGCAUCAAAAUCAUGGAGGAUCACAACUGAUUGUCCUUGGUUGAAAGAAGACAAAAUGAAGGCUUAUUUUAAAUACAUUUUCAACAAAUUGCUUUUCCACAAAGUAUUUUCACAUUAUUUCUCUCAAGCACUGCGCAGGAAUCAUCCUGAGAUGUCAGCCAUGAGAAAAUGCCAGAGCGAGCUUGAAGUUAAGUCUAAUCAGCAGUUGCACAGCGCAACUGUUUACAUGCUGCUGUAACAACAUAUUGCUAACACACUCUAUUAUAUUUUGUCUAUGACUAACCAUUUAUUGUUGUGUGAUGUGUCUGAAUAUUUUGUUCUGCUUAAGUUGUGUCUGUGUUUGUGCUUCCCAUUCCCGGGUUACAUUGUAUAUUGUGUUGUUUUAUGUUGAUUGUGUACGUAAUCCUGUCAAAGUUCCAACCUGCCAUGGUGCUUUUGUCAGGAUUAAUAUUUACCUGUCCUGUUUCCUCUCCUGCUUUCUCGUUGCGUGUUAAGUCGACGGUUCUGAAGGAGUUCACCCAGACGACAAAGGUAUGCGAGCGAAAAAGAAAUCAAAUUUCACAAACGAUUCACCUUCUGUGAGUGCAUGACUCCAUGUUGGGUGAGUUGCAUGUAUGAUGUGGUCUUCUAUCACUCCUUUGAAAGGUGUCAUCCGAAAUGGAUGAUUCAACUUUCAGUGUCACAACAGAUGCAUUCUAUUGUGACAUUUUGAACAAAUUCCAAAGCUGUUGCUAGAGAGCACUGCAGUUGAUUUCCAUGUGUCUAACUUCUGUCCACAUGCUGAUUGGUCAUUAGUCAUUACAGUAUGUUGGCACAGUUCAGUCUCAAUAAGAGAACUUUCCCUACAGGGACUUCCCCAAGGAGUGGUAUGAUCUCUCCUAAAAACUAGCUAAUGUGACUGGCCACCACAGUGCCCCCUUGAAAUCGCAGAAAUCUUCAAGCUUAAACAUAAUUAACUUGAAUUUGAGCAUGAAUUUGUUAUCAAUAAAAAGAUUAGAAGUCAUAUUUGAGGCUGUAGUUAUGAACCCCAACACAAGCUGAGUCACCGCUUUAAGUUACCCUUUCCGGAUUCCCUUGCGAUUUUUGGCCUUUUCAUACCUGACCCACACGCUCUCCUUGGCUUCACUGUGACGACCAGGACUGUCACGGAUACAAAAUUGCAAUUUCUAUGAUCACAGCAGUUCAAAGCAGGUGUAAGAGAACUGUGUGCUGUCAAGUUAACACAGAACAUUGAGGUCUCAAGGUAGUCAUCUAGAAUGACACCCAUGACCUCUGGAAGCCCUUAAGCCUCUCCCAACUCUCAAUAUCUUUUUAUUUGUUGUACUAUAUAAGUACACAAUUGUAUGAAAUCAUAGAUGGCACUUGCACUCUGUUAACAUGGCCAUGAAGUGUAAAAAUAAGAAACAGAAAUUGGGAAAUAAACAAAUGAAACAGUUCAGCAUUAGUUACUGUAUGUUUAGGCAGCUGAGCGGCAAAUAACAGCAAAGUUACUGCAAAGCUGCAACAGCUGACAAUGGCAACUAGCUACAGCUGCACUGAGAAUGAACACAACAACUGUAGGAACACGAUGGAGAGUCCACAGGAUUUGAAAAGCUUUCUAAACAUACUCUUAUCAUUCAUUCAUUCCUUUAUUCAUUUAUUUAUUUGGCAAGGCAAAUGUGGUGUAUUUAUAAAGCACAUUUCAUACACAAAGGCAUUUCAAAGUGCUUUAUAAGGAAUAAAAGAUAUGAAAUAAGAAAACGACAUUUAAACAGCUAAUAGAAGUUAAAAAGAUGAAAGCACAGAGCAAUAAAUAGAGGAGGAAAGUGCAGCACUCAAAUGUAGGAUGCAAGGACUUAAUAUCCAGUUUUAAGUGUGGUUAGAAAAAUCUUCUGUUUGUUUGUUCUGGCUCUCUGUAGCUUUGUGGUCAACAUUGUGCCGUGCAGUUUUCCCUGUUUUGAGUGCUCACAAAUCAGACUGAAAUGUGCUAUAAAUGGGAAUAAUAUGUACUGUAUUGUUCAAACAUGAACACAGGGGUUUUAAUUAAUUACAGAUGUCAACCUUCAUGACUGUACAUACCAAAUAGAAUUUUUAAACAUAGUUGUGGUUAUUACAAGCAGUCUGCCUUGUUUGCAUUAUAUCUCUGUGGACAUGAAUGUGAAGUUCAAAUGAAAAAUGAAAUUGUCUAAAUAUUUUUAAAAAAAUACAUUUCUGUCAACCUCCUGCCAGUCAGCUCUAGAGAUCUCCUAAAACAACUGCUGUGGCCAUGAACUGCCACUUUAUUUUUUAUAAAAAAAAGGAUACAAAAUACAUAUGAUUCAUUCAAGUACCAGUCAGUCUAUAUCUAAAUGUAGUGCACAAUAAAACUUUCACUAAAGUGCAAAUAAUGCAAUAGAAAUAUUGAAUGAAUGCAUGAACACUUGAAAACAUUUUCAAUACUCAGAUAUGAGGAAUUUCCACUAUUGCUUUUUAAGGAAUGACUAUUCUGGUUAUAAAGCAUCCUCUUAAAGCCCAUCUACAACAAAAGGAGCACAUUUAAAAUGAUGCAAAAAUAAAUAAAUAAAUGAUUUAAUGCUAAAGCACAGCAGGGACAACAAACAGUCUUCCACAACCAUUUUGCUUGGUAGAGAAUUCUUAAACAGAACAAGCAGUCCUCCUGCUCAACAGUGUUAGAGAUGUUCAGCCACAGGCACUUCAGAUAAAGACUGGAUAAAAAAAAACCUUCAGCUCUAGUGAUUGCAGCCCAUGUACAUGCUUAUCCAUUUGACAGCUGUCAAGAUCUCUUGAAAAAUAAGAUGUCAGCGGGGCUGGUGAUGUUGGCAAAUGCGGUUCUAAUAUAAAUUAUAUAAAAAUACAAAUAUUUUACACAGCAUUUAUCAAACACAUAAGCCAUGUUAAAUCUGCUCAGGAAUGACAGUACCCUUAUAAAUCUUUCUGUACCAAAUUUAUGCCAAUUAUUCUUGGUCAAAUCCAUUUUGCUGACUGACCCAUGAAAUCAAUGCCUGGCUUAAACAUGCAGCUUUAAAUGCUGUUGUACAUUAAUAUUCUGAUACAUAUUUCCAUGCAAACAUAUUGCUUUUAAUGAUGUACCCAUCAUCCUCACGAUUCAACAGCGUGGACCUUCUGCCUGUUAACAGCAGCACUGCCACAUACAUUACAUAUUGUUCUGUAGCACCUGCUGCAAGCAAUUCACCUCCACUGUGCUUUAGACUGCAAAAUGCUGGGUUACCCUGCUAUUUUCUCUAAAACUAUAUACCAUAGUUUAUAUUCUGCCUAUUACAGGUCUUUCACGCCAAGUGAAAAUAAUGAAAGACCAGGGAUCCCUGGACCAGCUGAAGGCCUGUGAUUCAGUGAUGCUGUUCUCGAGAUUACUGUGGGCAUUAAGAAGAAGUCGAAAGUGCCUGGUGUCAUGAUAACGCAGUUUAUGGAGGAACUUCCUGAGGGAAUGACAACCCCAGAUUUCACCCGCAAACCCAUUGCACUGACUAUUCAAGAGGGUAAACUUGCAGUCUUUAAAGCCAUAGUGGUGGGCACCCCAACACCUACUGUAACAUGGAGCAGAGCAAACGGAGAAUUACAUUUUCACCCUGACGUGUGCCAGCAGAAGUACGAUGAGACAUCUAACGAACAUACCAUUGAGUUUCCUAAGGUCACUCCAGAGGAUGCUGACACCUACAAGUGUUUUGCAACAAAUGAAUAUGGAAGGGCUGUUUGCACUGUUGUCUUGAAUGUUAUUGAGGUUGGAUUCUCUAAGAGUAAAGAACUUCAAAAGAUACAAGGAGAAGUUGUUCUCGUGUCUUCAGCCCUACUCGCCGUGUGUCCCUGUUACCCUGCUCAUUUUUGGAUUCUGGUUUUUCACCCUUUUGGAUUUUCGUUGGACAGCCUUUGUUUUUGGACUCAGUCAAUCAGCCACUCUGUUUAUCCAGUAGACCUCAGAAAGAAACUUAAAAAACGUAAUCCUGAUGGAACUCGUGAGGAAAAGCCAAUGGAGCCAGACGAGAAGGUCUGGGAAAUCCUCCUUAGUGCAGACAAGAAAGACUACGAGCGUAUCUGUGCUGAAUACAAUAUCACAGAUUUCCGCGGCAUGCUGAAGAAACUCAAUGAAAUGAAGAGAGAGAGAGAAGAAGAGAUUGCAGAGUUUGUUACACACAUCAGUAAACUGAAACCUAUUGAGGUCAAUGAUGAUGACUGUGCAACAAUUGAGUUGGACAUGGACCUGAAGGAUCCUAGCAGCAAAAUCUUCCUGUACAAGGAUGGCGUCAUGGUUCCAUUCACCAAAGAAGCAGCUGACGAUAUUAAGCAUAGCUUGAAGCAAGUUGGCAAAAAAUACAUAUUCACAAUUAAAAAACUAGGUUCAGAAGAUGCAGGACUCUACUCUGUGGAUGUCGAGGGUGUCAAUGUUUUCUCCACAGAUUUUAAAGUACCUGAAGUUGACUUUGCUGUCAAAAUACAAGAGGUUAAGGCAGAAGAAAGAGAGGACGCCCUCUUUCAAUGUGUCCUGACUGCACCAAUGAAUGAGAUCAAAUGGUAUGGCAAAUCCGCUCCACUGUCAAAUAGCGAGAAACAUGAAAUCACUGUUUCUGAAGAUAAGCUUAUCCACAAGUUGAUUGUGCGGGACUGUAUGCCUUUGGACGCCGGUAUCUAUGCCGCUGUGGCAGGAAUCAAAUCCUGCAAUGCCUGGCUUGUAGUUGAAGCUAACAAAGAUCCUGCCAACAAGGGCAAGAAGGCAGCUCGUAAAACUACUUUGGCUGGAGGCGGUAAUGAAGGAGAUCUGUUAAAAAUAGCUAAGGAACAGCAGGAAAGAUAUCAGAAAGAAAUGGAAGAAAAAAUGGAAAUUGCCAAGAAGGCACAAGCAGAGAAAGAAGCUGCAGAGGCAGCUGCCCAAGUAGAGGCUGAAGCAGCUAAAAAGGCAGCGGCUGAAGCUAAGGCUAAGGCGAAGGCUGAAGCGAAGGCUGCUGCAAGGUCAAAGAGAGCAGCAGCUGGCAAGGAAGGAGCUGCAAGGAAAGCUAAGAAAAAGGAAGCUGGUGCCGCAGGUGUUGCAGGCUCUGCUGCGGAGGGUGCUGGAGACACUGGAGGUGCUGGAGGCGCUGGUGGUGCAGGUGGGGAAGGAACUGAUGGUGGCAAAGGUGCAGGUGCUGGUAAAGGCAUCGGAGCUGGUGCUGGUGCAGGUGGUGAAGGUGGAAUAGAAGACGGAAGUGGAGCUGGGGGCGGUGGAGGUUUGGGAGAAGAUUUUGAGGGAGAAGAUGAUUUCGAUUCAUUUGAAGAUUCUGAUGAAGAAUUUAAGGGAGAAGGAUAUGGAGAAGGAGGAGAGGGUGGAGAAGGAGGUGAAGGAGGAGGGAAACGCAAGAAACGUGUGAGAGAUGGUCCACUUGUUCCAGAUACAGUAAUAGGAGAUAAUAAUGAUGAGGAAUCCACAAAUCAACAAGGCGAAAAAUCUGGGACAAAAGGAAAACGUCCAAAAAAGAAAAAUGUGACGGUCGAAGAAGCUGUUGUUGACCCAGGAGUUCACUUUCAUGCUGGGCUUUCUGACUGCAAAGCCAUUACUGGAGAAGCAGCAGAGCUGGAGUGUAAACUGAGCAAUGAAGACUGUAAGGGAAUAUGGUACAAAGAUGGAGAGGAGAUUCAGUCAUCUGAGGGCAUAACCAUUUCACAAGAAGGAAGUUUCCACAAGCUGAAAAUUCACAAAGUCACAGAGGAAUUUGCUGGAAAAUAUAAAUUUGAAGCAGAUGGACGGAAGACAGAGGCCUUGAUUGUUGUUGAAGAUCCGCCCAGAUUUGAUACUGAGGAACUACAAGUAUUUAAAACUCCUGUAAUCGUGAAAAAAGGACACAAAGCUUCCUUCAAAUUACCUUAUAUUGGACGGGAACCUAUCAAAAUCCAGUGGUACCUUGAGGGUGAAGAGCUUUCAGAUGAAGGAAAUAUCAAGUUAGAGCACUCAGAUGGUUACACCAGUCUGCUUCUAACCAAGCUGCAACGCAAAGACAGUGGUGAGGUCAAGCUAAAACUCAAAAAUGAGUUUGGCACUAUUGAGGCCUUCAGCCAGCUUGUUGUAAUGGAUAAACCCACUCCUCCAAUGGGACCUCUGGAGAUUAUUGAAGCCUCCUCCUCUGUAAUUGAUUUCAAGUGGAGGCCCCCAAAAGACAGCGGUGGCUGCAAGAUAGCAAACUAUAUCCUUGAACGACAACAAGUUGGCCGCAACACCUGGAAGAAGGUAGGGCCUAUUGGUCCAGAGCCUAAAUAUAGGGACAGUGAUGUAGACCAUGGCAGGAGGUACUGUUAUCGCCUCAGAGUGGAGACUGAAAUGGGCCUCAGUGAGCUGAUGGAAACAGAGGAUAUUCAAGCUGGUACAAAAGCAUACCCUGGACCUCCAUCAGCACCAAAGGUUGUCAGUGCCUUCAAGGACUGCAUCAACCUCUCUUGGUCUCCUCCAGCUAAUACUGGAGGAACCAAUAUUCUGGGAUACAACCUUGAGAAACGCAAAAAGGGCAGCAACCUGUGGGGCCCAGUCAACGCACCUGAUGAAAUGAUCAAAGCUAAGGGAUUUGGAGUUAAAGAUGUGGUUGAGGGAAUGGAGUAUGAAUUCCGUGUGUCAGCGAUCAAUAACUCUGGAGCGGGGGAAUUCAGUGCACCGUCUGAGUUUGUGUUUGCCAGAGACCCUAAAAAGCCUCCUGGUAAAGUCAUUGACUUCAAAGUGACAGAUUCCACCUACACAACUCUGUCCCUGUCUUGGACCAAGCCCAAGGACAUAAAGGGGGUUGAGGAUGAAGCCAAAGGAUAUUUUGUAGAGAUCAGACCUGCAGAAAACACAGAAUGGGAUCGCUGCAAUUCAAAUGCAAUAACCAUGAAUUCCUAUACUGUGAAAGGCAUGAAGUCAAUGGCCAUGUACUGGGUGAGAGUCAUUGCUACAAAUGAUGGAGGAGAGGGAGAGCCACAGGAACUGGAUAAUUACAUCCUUGCUAUGCCCCCUCCAGUGAGACCACGAUUCACGGAUGCCAAAAUCAAGACUUUCAUGGUGGUGAGAGCAGGAAAUUCUGCACGAUUCACCAUUAACUUUGAGGCCUCUCCUUGGCCUGAGGUCACCUGGCUGAAAGAUGGAGUGCCCGUGACUAAAAAGGUGACCAUCAGCAAUGCAGAGGGCACAUCCCAGCUUCUGAUUCCUUCUGCCGAACGCUCAGAUACUGGAAUCUAUACUAUCAUUGUCAGGAACAUUGUCGGCCAAGAAACAAUCAGCAUUGAAAUUAGAGUCACAGAUGAGCCUAAGCCACCAGGUCCUGUGGAGAUGGACGAAAACGUGCCUGGCACAGUGACCAUUUCAUGGACCCCAUCUCCAGAUGAGAAACGUGACGACAGACUGCAUUACAUGGUGACAAAGCGUGAUUCAAGUAAAAGAACAUGGCACACCGUUGCAGAUCGCAUCUUCAACAAUAAAUUCACAGCCUGCAACAUAAUGCCAGGCCGAGAAUACCAGUUCAGAGUCUAUGCAAAGAAUGACAUGGGCUCCUCCAAACCCUCUGAAUCACAAAAGUGGGUGAUUUCUGCCAAAAAAGCAAAGUUCACUGUGAACAUGCCAGAAACAAAGGCCUGUAAUCUAGAGUGUCCUCCCAGGUUCAUCGUCCCACUGAAAAUGCAUGCUGCUCCUCAAGGGUAUGAAUGCUACAUGAGCUGUGCUAUAAAAGGGGAUCCAACACCUCAUGUGACAUGGCUCCGCAACAACAUAAGUCUGAAUACCAACACUAACUACUACAUCUCCAACACCUGUGGAGUCUGUUCUCUGCUCAUAUUGAGGGUUGGACCUAAAGACACCGGGGAGUACACGAUUGUUGCAGAAAACUCUAAGGGGAGAGCCGAGUGCUCCACUAAAUUGACAGUCAGAGAAUAAAUGAACACACUGAAGACGGUCGAAUUACUCUAAAACCCUAAAAGAAACCAAAUUGUUGGCACUUAACAUACUGUCAGGUCUAAGCAACAGGUUUGUUUAAAUUUAAACUUUAGCAAACCCUGUCAAAUGUGAAAUUAUUUAAUAUUGCCGGUGAUACUUUUCCUUUUAGAUUGUAUUUGUACAUCAAGUAUUUGACGGACAAAUUCCUACAAAGGCUGGCAUUUAUUCAAAGUUAAAUAGGAAUACAAAUGUUGCUGAAAUUAAAGCCUAAAACUUGUUUUGUUUGUUUUGAUUUCAAUUGUGCAAUCUCAAUAAAAUGUAAGCUUUAAAUACUAAUGGCCAAUCUUGCAUAUUUUAACUGAAAUAUGAUGCGUGUUAAACAGCAAAACUAUUUAGAGUACAGGACAGUGUAGCAGUGAUUUAUUGAUUUUAAAAGGGCUAUUUUAAGGUGUGUCUAAAGCUUCUGCUUGUGUCUUUCAAAAAAUGUUUUAGAUGCAGAUUUCUGUUCACGUGUAUAGUGACUGGUUGCAAUUGUUAUUUUUCUGUGAUUAUGGAUUUUCAGUCUUUCCCCUUAAUUGAAACUGAGAUGACAAAAAAUACCAACAUGAAAAAUGUAUAUGGUACUGACAAAGCCCUGUAACUGGCUGUUAUAGUCUGUUAUACAAAAAAUCUGUGUGGGUUUUGUGUAAAUAAACAUACUGCUAUUGUGA